AUGUGGCUUCUCGCUCCUUCGACGACUUCAUCGGAGGCUGCACCCCUUGUCUAUGUGAUUCCGAAUCGAAGCUAUACAGUUGGCAGAAAGCGUGAUGAAUGCGAAGUCUUUGUGGAUAACGAUAAGAGCAUUUCCCGAAAACAUGCUGUAUUUUCAAUGGAAGAUGUCAAUGUAAAACAAGUAUUAAUACAAACACAAUCCGAUCCAAUUAUUAGACCGGUAUUAUCACUUACCGACCAUUCAAAGUACGGAACGUUUGUUUUGAAAAAUGGAAAUUAUGAAAAGAUUGGAGAAAACAACAAAAUAGAGAUAGUAGAUGUUGCAACAAUUCGCUUUGGCGUUUAUGAGUCAGUUUACUCAGCAUCUUAUCAACUUAUUGUGUUUUGUGUGUCAAGAAUUGACCAAAAAGACAGAAAAAAGCUUGCAAAUCAGUGUAAAACAAUUGAUGCCAAAUAUGCAACGAUAUGGACUCCACAUUGCACUCACCUCAUUGUGAACGAAUCAGACUUUGCCAUCACAGAAAAGUUAGCACUUGCUUUGCUUCUUGGCAUUCCUAUUGUCACCAUGUCAUUUGUGGAUGAAUUAGAAAAGACUCUCACAAGUAACUCACCAAAUAUUAAACUACCAGAUCCAGACAAUUUUGCACCAUCAUCUGAUAAGAGUGGAUGGAAGGAUAUAGGUUUACAAUCUCCGCCAGACUUGAAACAAGAUCCAAAACGGAAAAUUUUAUGA
Messenger RNA from Naegleria lovaniensis, 732 nucleotides. RefSeq lists its product as uncharacterized. The record is from RefSeq and is a predicted model, not a curated record. Gene Ontology annotation, molecular function: protein binding; damaged DNA binding. The transcript has 3 exons. Gene Ontology annotation, cellular component: Mre11 complex. NCBI's taxonomy places the organism in Eukaryota, Heterolobosea, Eutetramitea, Acrasida, Naegleriidae. The coding region runs from base 1 to 732 and encodes 243 amino acids. Gene Ontology annotation, biological process: double-strand break repair via homologous recombination; mitotic G2 DNA damage checkpoint signaling.